CUCAAACUCAACCAAUCGCGGGGAAGGGAACAGGAUGGUAGGGGGGAGGGGGGGGAGCUCCUCCACCUCAGCCAAUCAAAAGGAGAGAAGCGCGCGCGGGCGCCUCCCCCCACCGCACGGGGACAGCUACGGAAGGCGACACGAGGAGCGAAAAGGCGAUCGCGAAUUACCCCCCCCAGCAACCACCCCCUGACAACAUUAUGGACCCGGCUAGUGCGAUGGAUUACGAAGAUGCUAGUGGCGCUGCUGGUGGUGGUGGUGGUGGCGGUGCUGGCGAUGGUUGUGGUGGCGCUGCUGGUGGUGGUGGUGGCGGUGCUGGUGAUGGUGGUGGUGAAGACAUCCACCGUUGUCUCAAAUGUCAAGUGACGAUCCCCGGUCUCGACCGCUACAUCCGGCAUUGCCGGACGGAAUGCGUCGCUCCUCCUGGGAGUGCUCCGGUGGCCCCGGCCACCUGCGCCGCUGCCUCCACCGGGCCCCCCCAACAACCGCAGCGGCCACCGGCGACAGAUCCGGCGGCGGCGAUUCCGACAGAAGCCGCCGGUGGCGGUGCCGGUGGUGGUGCCGGUGGUGGUGCCGGUGGUGGUGCCGGUGGCGGUGCCGGUGGUGGUGCCGGUGGUGGUGCCACCGCCGCCGCGAGCCAGCAGGCGGCGGGACCCUGGACUAGCGGGAGCGGAGUGACGGGCCGCACCAUGGGCCAUGGGGCCGUGGGCCGCCGGGAGGCGGGCGCAGCAGAGGCACGCGGUGCGGUGGUCUCAGUUGGGGCCGUCGAGGAGGAGGUGGAGGAGGAGGUUGGUGGCGGUGUUGCUAGUGGCGGUGUUGUUGGUGGCGGUGUUGUUGGUGGCGGUGUUGCUAGUGGCGGUGUUGCUGGUGGCGGUGUUGCUAGUGGCGGUGAUGCUAGUGGCGGUGUUGCUGGUAGCGGUGUUGUUGGUGGCGGUGUUGCUAGUGGCGGUGUUGCUAGUGACGGUGUUGCUGGUAGCGGCGUUGUUGGUGGCGGUGUUGCUGGUAGCGGUGUUGUUGGUGGCGGUGUUGCUAGUGGCGGUGUUGCUGGUAGCGGUGUUGUUAGUGGUGAUGUUGUUAGUGGCGGUGUUGCUAGUAGCGGUGUUGCUGGUGGCGGUAUUGCGAGUGACGGUGUUGCUGGUAGCGGUGUUGCUUGUGGCGGUGUUGCUGGUGGCGGUGUUGCAAGUGGCAGUGUUGCUGGUGGCGGUGUUGCUCGUGACGGUGUUGCUAGUAGCGUUGUUGUUGGUGGCGGUGUUGCUAGUGGCGGUGUUGCUAGUGACGGUGUUGCUGGUAGCGGUGUUGUUAGUGGCGGUGUUGCUGGUGGCGGUGUUGCUGGUAGCGGUGUUGCUAGUGACGGUGUUGUUAGUGGCGGUGUUGCUGGUAGCGGUGUUGCUAGUGACGGUGUUGCAAGUGGCGGUCUUGCUGAUGGCGGUGUUGCUUCUGGCGGUGUUGUUAGUGGCGGUGUUGCUGGUGGCGGUGUUGCUGGUAGCGGUGUUGUUAGUGGUGGUGUUGCUAGUGGCGGUGUUGUUAGUGGCGGUGUUGCUGGUAGCGGUGUUGCUGGUGGCGGUGUUGCUGGUGGCGGUGUUGCUGGUGGCGGUGUUGCUGGUGGCAGUGUUGUUAGUGGCGGUGUUGUUAAUGGCGGUGUUGCUGGUAGCGGUGUUGCUAGUGGCGGCGUUGCUGGUGAAGGUGUUGCUUGUGACGGUGUUGCUGGUAGCGGUGUUGCUAGUGGCGGUGUUGCUGAUGGCGGUGUUGCUACUGGCGGUGUUGUUAGUGGCGGUGUUGCUAGUGGCGGUGUUGCUGGUGGCGGUGUUGUUAGUGGCGGUGUUGUUAGUGGUGGUGUUGCUAAUGGCGGUGUUGUUAGUGGCGGUGUUGCUGGUGGUGGUGUUGCUGGUGGCGGUGUUGCUAGUGGCGCUGUUGCUGGUGAAGGUGUUGCUGGUGGCGGUGUUGUUAGUGGCGGUGUUGCUGGUAGCGGUGUUGCAAGUGGCGGUGUUGCUGAUGGCGGUGUUGUUAGUGGCGGUGUUGCUAGUGGCGGUGUUGCUGGUGGCGGUGUUGCUGGUAGCGGUGUUGUUAGUGGCGGUGUUGCUGGUAGCAGUGUUGCUAGUGGCGGUGUUGCUGGUGAAGGUGUUGCUAGUGGCGGUGUUGCUGGUGAAGGUGUUGUUAGUGGCGGUGUUGCUGGUGAAGGUGUUGCUAGUGGCGGUGUUGCUAGUGGCGGUGUUGCUGGUGGCGGUGUUAGUGGCAGUGUUGCUGGUAGCGGUGUUGCUAGUGGCAGUGUUGCUGGUGAAGGUGUUGCUACUGAAGGUGUUGCUAGUGGUGGCGUUGCUGGUGAAGGUGUUGCUAGUGGCGGUGUUGCAAGUGGCGGUGUUGCUGGUGAAGGUGUUGCUACUGAACGUGUUGCUAGUGGUGGCGUUGCUGGUGAAGGUGUUGCUAGUGGCGGUGUUGCUAGUAGCGGUGUUGCUGGUAGCGGUGUUGCUGGUGGCGGUGUUGCUGGUGGCGGCGUUGCUGGUGGCGGUGUUGCUGGUAGCGGUGUUGCUAGUUGCGGUGUUGCUAGUGGCGGUGUUGCUAGUGGCGGUGUUGCUAGUGGCGGUGUUGCUAGUGGCGGUGUUGCUAGCGCCGGUGUUGCUAGCGGCGGUGUUGCUGGUGAAGGUGUUGCUAGCGGCGACGGUGUUGCUAGCGGCGAUGGUGUUGCCCGCGGUGGUUUCGGUGGUAGCAGCAAACGAACCACGUCCGCGGCCAAACCGGCAGAGAUGCCGACCGCCUCGCAAUCGGAAGACGCCGACGACGCCGACGAGGACGAGGAGGAGGAGGAGGAGGAAGAUUUUGGCGACGAUUCGGAGACCUGGCUGCCCGGCGGCGGCGGCGGCGGGGUCGGGGGUCGGAGGCCGAGGGUCGGAGGAGCCCGGCACGGGGGCAGCCGCGCCAAAAGGCCGCGGUGGCAGCAACCGCCGGGGAGCGGCGCCGGUGCCGGCACCGGUGCCGGUGCCGGCGGCGGCGGCUCUCGUAAACGAGGGCGCUGCGAGGAAUCCGACGUGAUGGGGGAUCCCGUCGACGCCGCGUCGCGACCACAACAGCCGCGGCACGACGCCGGCGCCGGCGCCGGCACCGGCACCGUCACCGGCCGCGCCAAGAGGCAGCGCUGCUUGGAUCCGGCGACCGCCGCCGUGGCGGCAACUCCCAUCGCUACAACGCAGCCACCGCCACCGCCGGAACAACAACAACAACAGCAACCGCAACAACAACCGCAGCAACAACAACAACAACCGCCACCGCCGGCAAACGGCGCCGGCGAGGCGCCGAAGCGGCGCAAGGGGCGCCCGCGCCAGGAGCGGUCGCGCGAGUGCCCCGACUGCGGCUACGUGGCGGCCACGUGCACCAACCUGGCGGUGCACGUGCGGCGCCGGCACCGGCGCCAGUACAGCUACCUGUGCCGCGCGUGCCAUUACUACACGGUGACCAAGGGCGACAUGGACCGGCACUGCGCCACCUGGAAGCACAAGCGGCGGGCGGCGGAGGACCUCGCCGCCGGCUCCGCCGGCAUCGUCGGCGCCACCGGCAUCGGCGCCGUCGUCGGCGCCGACGCCGAGGGGGGCGGCCCGGUCGCCGGGCGCCGGCCGGCGGCGUCCGACCCGGCGGGGCUUCGGGCGCCGGCGACCGAGGCUCCGGCCGGGGCGGGAGGCCCGACGUUCCGCUGCCGGGCCUGCCCCAGGGCGGUGUCGACGGCGCAGGCGCUGGAGGCGCACGCCCGGCGCAAGCACCGCGGCGACUUCGAGUUUGAGUGCACGGCGUGCGGCUACCGGGCGCUGACGCGCGCCGAGAUGGCGCGGCACGCCGCCACGGCGAAGCACCGCACGCGCAGCCGCGCCCUGCUGCUGCUGCUGCGCGAGCCGAGACGUCGAUCGCCGAGGAGGCGGGAGGCUGCGCCGACGUCCUGGCGAGCCUCUGCCGGGCGCUGA
Petromyzon marinus (sea lamprey) is the source of this 3947-nucleotide messenger RNA. The record is from RefSeq and is a predicted model, not a curated record. Lineage: Eukaryota; Metazoa; Chordata; Hyperoartia; Petromyzontiformes; Petromyzontidae.